UUUCCAUGGCAACACGGUCCUUCGCUCCCGUAGGACUUAAAGCCCCUCGCAGGGCCCGGAGCGACAGCAGGCCCCGGAAGCCGUCUAUUCACUCCCCGAGUUCAGUCCGUAGCCGCGCGACUCGCCGCACCUACCUCUUUUCAGACCUGUUCAGCCCGUUCCAGGAACCUCGGCGCUCACCCCGAAUCUCCGGCUAAGCCAACUGGACUACACUUCCCAGACUGCUCUGAGUCUCUCUCCUCGCAGAACCCCGUCCUCCGCUUGCUUUUCUCGGAGGCUCCACGGAACACACCACUCGACGCGCCCAGACUCUUUUCUACUACGAUUCCCAUCAUGCUCCACGCCGCCCAGGACGCUGCGUCCGCCCGCGACCCACUUCCGCAGGCAACCAAAACUAAGGCAUCUGAUGACUUAGUCGCUCCUGUUGUGAAGAAACCACACAUCUAUUAUGGAAGUUUGGAAGAAAAGGAGAGGGAGCGCCUGGCCAAAGGAGAAUCUGGGAUUUUGGGAAAAGAAGGACUUAAAGCAGGAAUUGAAGCAGGGAACAUUAACAUAACCUCUGGAGAAGUGUUUGAAAUUGAAGAGCACAUCAGUGAGCGACAGGCCGAAGUGUUAGCUGAGUUUGAGAGGAGGAAGCGAGCCCGGCAAAUCAAUGUUUCCACAGAUGACUCAGAGGUCAAGGCUUGCCUUAGGGCCUUGGGGGAACCCAUCACACUUUUUGGAGAGGGUCCUGCUGAAAGAAGAGAAAGGUUAAGAAAUAUCCUUUCAGUGGUCGGUACUGAUGCCUUAAAAAAGACCAAAAAAGAUGAUGAGAAAUCAAAGAAGUCCAAAGAAGAGUAUCAGCAAACCUGGUACCAUGAAGGACCAAACAGCCUGAAGGUUGCUAGACUGUGGAUUGCUAAUUAUUCACUGCCCAGGGCAGUGAAACGCUUGGAGGAGGCCCGUCUUCAUAAAGAGAUUCCUGAGACAACGAGAACCUCCCAGAUGCAAGAGCUGCACAAAUCUCUCCGGUCUUUGAAUAAUUUCUGCAGUCAGAUUGGGGAUGAUCGGCCUAUCUCCUACUGUCACUUUAGUCCCAAUUCCAAAAUGCUGGCCACAGCUUGUUGGAGUGGGCUUUGCAAGCUCUGGUCUGUUCCUGAUUGCAACCUCCUCCAUACUCUUCGAGGCCAUAACACAAACGUGGGAGCAAUUGUAUUCCAUCCAAAAUCCACUGUCUCCUUGGACCAAAAAGAUGUCAAUCUGGCCUCUUGUGCUGCUGAUGGUUCUGUGAAGCUUUGGAGCCUUGACAGUGAUGAGCCAGUGGCAGAUAUUGAAGGCCAUACAGUGCGUGUGGCCCGUGUAAUGUGGCAUCCAUCAGGACGUUUCUUAGGUACCACCUGCUAUGACCGUUCAUGGCGCUUAUGGGAUUUGGAGGCUCAAGAGGAAAUCCUGCAUCAGGAAGGCCACAGCAUGGGUGUGUAUGACAUUGCCUUCCAUCAAGAUGGCUCCUUGGCUGGCACGGGGGGACUGGAUGCAUUUGGUCGAGUUUGGGACCUGCGUACAGGACGUUGCAUCAUGUUCCUAGAAGGUCACCUGAAGGAAAUCUAUGGAAUAAAUUUCUCCCCCAAUGGCUACCACGUUGCAACUGGCAGUGGUGACAACACUUGCAAAGUGUGGGACCUUCGACAGCGGCGUUGUGUCUAUACCAUUCCUGCCCACCAGAACUUAGUGACUGGUGUCAAGUUUGAGCCUAUCCAUGGGAAUUUCUUGCUUACUGGUGCCUAUGAUAACACAGCCAAGAUCUGGACCCACCCAGGCUGGUCGCCACUGAAGACUCUGGCCGGCCACGAAGGCAAAGUGAUGGGCCUAGACAUUUCUUCCAAUGGGCAGCUCAUAGCCACUUGCUCAUAUGACAGGACCUUCAAGCUCUGGAUGGCUGAAUAGGCAGGACCAUGGAAGAAGGAUUCUAGCCUCACUCUCUCUUUAGAGCCAUUUUCAAAGGAAAGGAAUUGAUGUGUUUUGUUCUGUCAUGUAUUUUGCUAAUUACCAUGUAUAGAUCCUCAAAAGAAUUGGAUUUCCACGUCAGCUCCCACUUCAAGCAGGCAGCCCAGUCCCUGGGUGUUGGUGAACCCCUUUCAUGGUUGAAAUUUUAAUUUUCAUCUUCAAGCCCUGCCAUGAACUUUGUAGACAUUGUUUUUAUUAAUCUUUUGUUUGAAUGCCCUGUUGCUUCCCUCACAGCACUCAGGAUUGUGACUAACUCCAUUGUUAAUUCUUGAAACUUAGCUUUCCAUUACAUGGUACAUGCUUCAGGACUACAUGUGACCCAGAGAGCAAGGUGGCUGGACUAUAUUCUGGAAGCCCUCGAGUAGAGAGACACACCUCACCAUGCACUGGCUAAACUGUGCCUGACAGAGCAAGAACCCUGAGAACAGAAGGUGAAGAGGUAGACCACAGCUAUGCUUAGGGUUCUGCAUUAGAGAAUAUUUUACCUCUUCCUGUUGAGUUCACUUGGAAUGCUAACUGCAUUGGGAAGCUCAGAACUGAACAUUUUCCUCGUCAGAAGAUGUCUUCCAUUUUGCUUUCAAGUUUGGCAUCCUUUGUGCUACCCAAAAAGUAGGCCAUUGUGUCAAGAUUCAAUGAAAUUUUUAGAAAGCAAAGAUUAUGUCUCUAUUGUGCAGGUUCUUUUCUAUUGGUUAUUUAAAGAAUGUACCCUUCAUGUCGAGGUAACUGUGGAAAAAAAUCCCUAAUGGGUAUUCCUAAACAUAAACUUUUUCUUUAUUAUAUACUUGCUACAGAGUAAAAUCCUAUCUAAAAAACUGCCCUUUAAAGAAUUAUCUUGCAUAGUUAAGUAUUUUCUGAAUCCUAGGCAUUGGUCCACGGAGGUCCCUUUUUUUUUACUUUGAGAUACAGCAAAUGAUCUCAAGUAUGGCGUACUCCAAUUCUGUCUCCUUAGUAAGCAUUCUGUUGGUAAUUUUUUUAAAAAAUGGAGGGCUGUUGCAUUGUGGGCGAGACUACCAGUGAACUGUAUUUGGACUCUAUAAUUCUUACUCAUUGGCCAAGCAGCAGUUACUUUCAGCUCUUUCCACCCCAGGUAUACAACCAGUGAACUCUGGAAAUACACAAAAAAAUUCACACAAAAAUAGAGGAAUUGGCAAGAAGAAAGGAUUGUGUAUAGAGAAUUCAAGAAGGGCUUAUAUGAUGGCUUCUCCUUGAACGUUCAAAACACUUUUCCUUUGCUGUUCCAGGGAGGAUGAGAGUGACUUUGUCUGGCUCUGUCGUGCAGACUAGGAAUGUGUGAUAUGUAGCUAAAUAGUCUGUUUAAUCUGAUUUCAAUUAUAACCAAGUAGUUGCAUAUCCUGUGUACCUGUUAAGCUUCUGGAUUAUCAGCUCUAUUCUGUGUUGGGCACUUCACUGUUGUUUAAGUAUUAAUGGGCUCUAUUUCCUCCAUAGUUAGCCAUGAAAAGAAAUUUUCAUUACUACCUUUGUAGUGUGUUUAAUGAAUGUUAGUGUAUUAACGUGCAGCUUUCAAAUAUAGUGUGUUAAAGGUU
Messenger RNA from Balaenoptera ricei (Rice's whale), 3527 nucleotides. RefSeq names its product pre-mRNA processing factor 4 (gene PRPF4). Gene Ontology annotation, molecular function: protein binding; U6 snRNA binding; U4 snRNA binding. The record is from RefSeq and is a predicted model, not a curated record. The transcript is spliced from 14 exons. The coding region runs from base 334 to 1923 and encodes 529 amino acids. Gene Ontology annotation, biological process: mRNA splicing, via spliceosome. Gene Ontology annotation, cellular component: U4/U6 x U5 tri-snRNP complex. Lineage: Eukaryota; Metazoa; Chordata; Mammalia; Artiodactyla; Balaenopteridae.